This is a messenger RNA of Cucurbitaria berberidis CBS 394.84, 836 nucleotides long. RefSeq lists its product as uncharacterized. The coding region runs from base 120 to 413 and encodes 97 amino acids. NCBI's taxonomy places the organism in Eukaryota, Fungi, Ascomycota, Dothideomycetes, Pleosporales, Cucurbitariaceae. The record is from RefSeq and is a predicted model, not a curated record. Gene Ontology annotation, biological process: protein insertion into mitochondrial inner membrane. The transcript has 2 exons. Gene Ontology annotation, cellular component: mitochondrial inner membrane.
ACGCAACAAUACUACCUUACACCCGCCUAUCAAUACACCCGUCCUUUCUUCGCGCUCAAACUUCGACCCCAAAAUCUCCACCGCACUAGUUAUAUUACCACAAAACACAACUGCUCAAGAUGUCUUUCCUCUUCGGCGGGAAGCCACAGCUCUCUUCUGAGCAGAAGAUUGCGCAAGCAGAGGCGGAAAUCGAUAUGGUGUCCGACAUGUACAGCCGGUUGCUUAAAUCCUGCACUGCGAAGUGCAUCGACCCGGCGUAUCGCGAGGCCGAUCUCAACAAGGGCGAAUCCGUCUGCCUCGACCGCUGCGUCGCAAAGUUCUUUGAGGUCAAUGUCAAGGUCAGCGAGAAGAUGCAGGGCGAGGCCCAAGGAAGACAAGGUGGUGGCGGUGCAAUGUUCGGCGGCGGUAUGUAAGGAUUGAAUAUGAUGGUGGCAUAGGAAGGGAGAGGAUUGGAGAAGGAACACAAUUCAAGACAAAAGGUGGAGGAACCUCUGCGCGAGACGCGUAUACGAAUAUGGAUGGGAACGUAGCGGGGAGCAUGUGCAUACUCCGCUUUUGGUUCGGCGUCUUGAGGUCACUGUUAGGCAUGGGAACUUGUACUAUAUAUGGGUUUUGUUUGGAUCUAUCGGGUCGGAAAAAAUCAAUCGGACCAUCGAAGCUCUCUUGGCGAGCAGCCGUUCCAGUGUGAUGCCAUGACAUGAAUGCUCUGCGACUCGUAGAGAGAAGACGGGCCGUGUUCUGCCUUGGUGCUCACAGUCAUAAUGCUCCAAGUGCCGCACAAUGUAUGUGCGUGACGGAGCAUCGCGUAAGAAAGCAAAUGCAAACCCAUGUUGAUU